Molecule: messenger RNA, 405 nt
Organism: Choloepus didactylus (southern two-toed sloth)
Lineage: Eukaryota; Metazoa; Chordata; Mammalia; Pilosa; Megalonychidae
Product: ubiquitin-conjugating enzyme E2 variant 1-like
Exons: 1
Coding region: 1-381 (126 amino acids)
Biological process (GO): DNA damage tolerance; protein K63-linked ubiquitination
Cellular component (GO): nucleus
Source: RefSeq, a predicted model, not a curated record
AUGGACUUAAAAAUAAUGAACAAGAAAAUAAAAUUUAAAAUGACUAGGGGAAGAAGGGGCCGGCUUUCUAGCGACAGCGACGCAAGAUGGCGGCCACCACGGGCUCGGACAAUUUAUGAAAACCGAAUAUACAGCCUUAAAAUAGAAUGUGGACCUAAAUACCCAGAAGCACCCCCCUUUGUAAGAUUUGUAACAAAAAUUAAUAUGAAUGGAGUUAAUAGUUCUAAUGGAGUGGUGGACCCAAGAGCCAUAUCAGUGCUAACAAAAUGGCAGAAUUCAUAUAGCAUCAAAGUUGUCCUGCAAGAACUUCAGCGCCUAAUGAUGUCUAAAGAAAAUAUGAAACUCCCUCAGCCACCUGAAGGACAGUGUUACAGCAAUUAAUCAAAAAGAAAAACCACAGGCCCU